AUGGCUACCCAACCAAACCCCAAAGCUUUUCCUUUAGCAGAUGCCGAACUUACGGGUCAGAUACUUGGUUUGGUUCAACAAGCAUUACAUUACAAACAAUUAAAGAAAGGUGCAAAUGAAGCUACGAAAACGCUUAACCGGGGUACAGCAGAAUUCAUUGUAAUGACAGCAGAUACAGAGCCGAUCGAAAUUUUAUUACACUUACCUCUACUCUGCGAAGACAAGAACGUUCCGUAUGUCUUUAUUCCAUCAAAGACUGCUCUUGGACGCGCAUGUGGAGUAACUCGAGCAGUAAUCGCUGCAUCUAUUACAACAAAUGAUGCAUCAGAACUUAUGCCACAAAUCCAGCAGAUUAAAACUAGCAUAGAAAGACUUCUGAUCUGA
Paraglomus occultum is the source of this 384-nucleotide messenger RNA. Lineage: Eukaryota; Fungi; Glomeromycota; Glomeromycetes; Paraglomerales; Paraglomeraceae. The record is from the annotation of a GenBank genome assembly.